AUGACGUCCGCACGUCUUGUGUACGUUAUUUCUCCAGCUAAGACACUUGAUUUAUCAAUCUCAUCAAUCUCUCAAUGUUCUCAACCGCGUCUGCUUUUAAAAACGCAUCAGUUGGUCGAAGAGCUUCAAAAGUUAUCGCAAGCUAAAGUAAAGUCAUUAUUAAAGGUGAAUGACACACUGGCGAAGCUUAAUUACGAUCGAUAUCAAAUGUUUGACAUGUCAAACACAGCGACAAAGGCACAACAUCCAAGUGUGACACUAAAACAAGCAGCUUUAACUUUUAAUGGUCCUGCAUAUCAGAGUUUAAAUGCCUAUACUCUAUCCGAAAGAGAUCUCGAGUUUGCUCAGCAUCAUCUCUGCAUUUUGUCUGGUCUUUAUGGAAUUUUGCGACCAUUGGACUUGAUUCAACCAUAUCGGUUGGAAAUGGGUCAGAAAUUUUCCACAUCAAAAGGUCAAGAUCUUUAUGACUUUUGGGGGAAGAACCUCAUUGUGGAAUUAGACGCAAUGUUUUGUAAACAAGAAGCUCAAGAUAAAGUCAAGUUACCACGAAUUUUAAUCAAUUUAGCAUCACAAGAAUAUUUCAAGUGUUUAUCUCAAUCAGCACUUGAAACUGCAGGUAUUACAGUCGUCAAUUGUGUAUUUCAAGACGAUGAACGUGUGAUGUCACUUGAAGAUGUUUCAAAAUUUCAUGUCGAAGGAUAUCAAUUUUCAACUUUAGCAUCGAAUUCUCAGACAUUUGUGUUUCAGCGAUCAAAUAAAGAUCAAAAGGUUGGAAGGCAGAAAAUGACGAAAAAGUCGCUUGCAAAGCGUGAAACGAGAGAGGAUGAACACAAGGAUGAAAUGAAGCUUCAAGUACGUGCGAAAAGAGCGAAAUAG
Messenger RNA from Plasmopara halstedii, 876 nucleotides. RefSeq lists its product as uncharacterized. The record is from RefSeq and is a predicted model, not a curated record. Bases 1 to 876 code for a protein of 291 amino acids. Gene Ontology annotation, biological process: response to hydroperoxide. NCBI's taxonomy places the organism in Eukaryota, Oomycota, Peronosporomycetes, Peronosporales, Peronosporaceae. The transcript is spliced from 2 exons. Gene Ontology annotation, cellular component: cytosol.